This is a messenger RNA of Medicago truncatula (barrel medic), 1501 nucleotides long. Its product is annotated as protein GrpE. Gene Ontology annotation, molecular function: protein homodimerization activity; protein-folding chaperone binding; adenyl-nucleotide exchange factor activity. Gene Ontology annotation, biological process: protein folding. Bases 73 to 1080 code for a protein of 335 amino acids. Gene Ontology annotation, cellular component: chloroplast. NCBI's taxonomy places the organism in Eukaryota, Viridiplantae, Streptophyta, Magnoliopsida, Fabales, Fabaceae. The transcript is spliced from 3 exons. The record is from RefSeq and is a predicted model, not a curated record.
AUUUCCCACCAAUUUCAUUUCCUCCUCUUCAACUCAAUUCGCCAAUCGCCACCUUACCCUUAUCUUCUUCCGAUGGCCACCGUCCUCCGAACUCCCACAUUCCGGCCAUCCCCAACCCUUCUCACCACCGCCGCCACAUCUUCCAAUCACUCCAGAACCUCACGCGUUUCCGUCGCAUCCUCCAGAAGAAGACCUUCACCACUUAAAUCCCACCGGUUCAGUUCAAUUCCCACCCUCCGGUUCGCGAAGUUAGUACCAUUUGCUUUUGACGGAGAUACCGAGGCACCGCAAGUUCAAGAUUCACCUGAGGUUCAGGUUCUGGACUCUACAGAUGGUGCUGCUGAUGUGGAGGAGAGUACAGGCGAUGAUGAGGUCAGCGACGCUGGUGAAAUACCUGCUUCACCUCUGAUAGUAUUACUUCAGUCAUACAAAGAAGCAUUAGCUAAUAAUGAUUCAGUCAAAGUUGCUGAGUUGGAAUCAUCAUUAAAAUCCAUUGAUGAUGAGAUAGUAGGUCUUGAAGGGAAAAUAGCUUCCUUAUCCGAAGAGUUAUCAAUAGAAAAAGAUCGAAAACUAAGGAUCGGUGCAGAUUUUGACAAUUAUCGGAAGAGAACCGAUAGAGACCGCCUUUCACUGGUCACAAAUGCUCAAGGGGAAGUUGUGGAGAGUUUGUUGCCUGUAUUGGAUAAUUUUGAGAGAGCUAAAGCUCAGAUCAAGGUGGAGACAGAGGGAGAGGAGAAAAUAAACAACAGCUAUCAAAGCAUAUAUAAGCAGUUCAUUGAAAUUCUAAACUCACUUGGAGUUGAGCCAGUGGAUACGGUUGGAAAUCCCUUUGAUCCAAUGCUACAUGAAGCAAUUAUGCGUGAGGAUUCUGAUGAAUUUGAAGAUGGUAUCAUACUUCAAGAAUUCAGAAAGGGUUUUAAACUUGGUGACCGCCUCUUACGUCCAUCAAUGGUGAAGGUAUCAGCUGGUCCAGGACCUGCAAAGCCGGAACAAGAAGUACCACAGGAAGAAGAAGUCACCAAUGAAACUUCCCAGGACAGUAAAGAUAAUGAUGGCAACACAGAAACAGAGUCUGCUUGAAAGGACAACUUUGCCUGGAUUCAGUUUUGUACAAGUAUAUCUAUCGGUUUAAUCUCCAGGAACGUAAUUAUGGGUGUUACAGUUGCUCAAGAAAUAUUGCUUCCAAGUUUCCUUUUAAGGGGGAAUUAGUAUUAUGAGAUUUUGAAUUAUGAUUUCAGAUUUUUAUGCCCUUGCAUUGCUUUGGUAGAGAUGACUAAAUUUUCUCAGGUACCAUGUUUCUGAAAGGACCUCGAGUGAGUUGCAAUUGAUCAAGUGUUUGGCACCUGGAGUUAGGAGAAUCAGUGUGUACUCUUAAAUUAAGAUAUUAUAUUAUAAUCUCGUAAUUCCUUCAUCAAAUGUUUUAGAUAAUUUCUGAAAGUUGUAAUCCACAGCUUAACAUUAACACUCGGGCCACGACAUUAUUGAUUUGUUUAUUUUGUUA